AUGUCUGAACAUUCAGUAUCUCAAUCCCAGUCUCACACAAACAACCCUCUCCAACACAACGAUCCUCAUCCAACGCCGCGGGCACUCAGGAUUGGACGUCACCACGACUGGUCAAUGGAUCCUAUAGACCUUGAGGAGAUUCGGGAAACCCUGGUUCGCGAAACUCGUGGCCAUUACAUCGUCUCGUCGGACCCGGUGGAAUUUAUGAACAAGUUCCUCCCAUUCAACGACAGUGAAGACGAGGCCUCUCAAAAGUUCAGAUCGCAGAAGCUCUCGAAAGCUCGCAUCAAAAAUCUCAAAAAGAUGGGCAACGCGAAAACCGAGAAACAAAUGUACGGUCAUUUCGGGAAGGCAACGUCUAAGUGGCCCGUCGCCUACCGUGACAAUCAUCGUAAGCUCAACUUCAACGACACACAUGAUUACCGCGACACCGCCAGCGGCCUCGGACCUGAUUACACCAUCGACGGCGAAGAGCUUUUACCACGUCGUACGAAGUUGAAGGUCGACUUUGCCAACUUGCUCAGCUUCGUCGAGUUCAAAUUGAGUGCGCUCAUGGACGCAUUUAUUGACGUCGAUGGUAAAGAAUACGAGAAGGAGAAGACAGAUUCAGGAAACAAGGACGGGAACGAGGAAGAGGACAGCGUGCACGAGGAGGACGCAGAAGCCGAACAGAACAACUCUGAGCCCGCAGGCCUUGAAGAGCCCUUCAUCGCUGAGGAUGAACGUCCCAGCGAACGCAAGCCAGAAGAUCUCUUAGAGGCCCUGAAGCAUCCCCCGACAGAGCUGGUUCCCUGUGAGAAAUACCAUGCUGAAAAUGAUACCAAUGCAGGCCGAGAUACCCGAGGCCAGAUUGCCAGUUACGCAGGAGUCGCCAUGGCCAUGCAGUUCCGCAGUCACUUGUUCAGUGUCCUCAUCUGCGGCAAGUAUGCACGAUUCAUUCGCUGGGAUCGCUCUUGUGCGAUUGUCUCUCGGCGCUUCGAUUAUACUGUCUAUCCCGAACUCUUAUUCGACUUCUACCUCCGCUUCGCUCAACUCACGAAUUCUCAACGGGGCCUCCUCCCCGGCUUCUCGACACUCAGCAAUGAAGAAGGCCUGAUCGCAGUUGAGGCCCUCAAGAAGUAUGCUGACGAUACAUAUGCGGGAGCUGCUGCAGAUGAAUACAAGAAAGAGAUCACGCCUGAUCGCCUUCCACUCCUCUGCAUGGAUUUCGAAGGAGAACGUUAUGCGGUACCCAUGCGUCGUUUCGACGGUGGCUCGUACUCUCCAUUUGGUCGUAUGACUCGGAACCGCGUGGUCGUCCUCCUCGAGCCAGAGCCCCGAGUGAUGUUCUUCAAGGACUACUGGCGCGAGUACUCCGAGUAUGCCGAACCAGAGGCUGAGGUCUAUCGCCUCAUAUCCGGGGACAAAGAACUGUCCAAAUGCCGUUACCUUGCGAAGAUGCAUGCUGGUGGAGAUCUCAAAGCGAACAACCGUGCAAUUACUACCAUUGGUGACACUCACACGACCUUUGGAGUGGGUUGUGAGAAGCUGAAAUUGAGGCCACUGACGGCCCAUUUCAUCGUUCUUGAAACGGUCGGUCGUGAUUUGAGUUUAUUCCGAACUGCGCGAGACCUGGUCUCAUGUAUAGCCGACGCCAUGGAAGCGCACCAACUCGUGUAUGAUAAACUUCAUAUUCUCCAUCGUGACAUCAGCGCAGGAAAUAUACUCCUCUCUGCGCUCGAUAGCAAGGAAGCCCGCCACGGUAUUCUCAUUGACUGGGAUCACUGCAUCUUCAUGAACAAAUUGUCCAAGGGUAGGCCAACACGAGUGACUCGGACUGGCACAUGGCAGUUCAUGUCGGCGAACUUGACGAUGAAUCCAGCGACAGCAUCUCAUUGCAUUCUCGACGACCGCGAAUCAGCACUCCACGUACUGAUGUACAUGGCGAUACGAUAUCUUCAUCACGAUCAAAACGAUCCCACAGAGCUUCGCGUUCACUUAAAUAUGUUCGAUGAAUAUGUCGUUCAUGGCGACCGUCCCGCAAGAGGCACGCAAGUAAAAAUGGCAACCAUCACUUCCAAUGGACCACACAUCGAGUUCGACAUCGAUGCCAUCAAAGACCUCAUCACUGAGCUUUGUGUAUACUUUGCAGCUCGGUAUAAUCCUCCACGUCGACGCCGGACAGUUUUCAACGCGAAAGCCGCCGAAGUAGCCGAAGACGCUGCCCGUGAAGCACAGCAUUACUCGUCUCGACUGGAGGCUCUCAAUAAACCAAGUUGGCUGUAUUCUCUUUUACGCGAAUUCAUUGAAUUCAUACCUGAGCGCCUCCCACACGAAACGGACUGGAUCAACAACACCGCCAUCCUUCGUGAGGCUCCCAAGAAUACUAACGGAAAGCGCGGACCGCCCAACGAGCAAUGGGAUGUGGGAAGGGUUUCAAAGUAA
Pleurotus ostreatus (oyster mushroom) is the source of this 2424-nucleotide messenger RNA. RefSeq lists its product as uncharacterized. Bases 1 to 2424 code for a protein of 807 amino acids. Gene Ontology annotation, biological process: protein phosphorylation. Gene Ontology annotation, molecular function: protein kinase activity. Lineage: Eukaryota; Fungi; Basidiomycota; Agaricomycetes; Agaricales; Pleurotaceae. The record is from RefSeq and is a predicted model, not a curated record. The transcript is spliced from 5 exons.